CAGACCAGGCUUUGCAUGAACCAGUUUAGAGGAAAACCUUCUGAGCCGUGGGGGAGCUCUGACCCUGCAGCAGAGCGUCCUGCCUCUCCCUGUCAGACUGAGCCCCCUCCCUGGUUUAUUUUGAGGAGGUCUUAUCACAGCUGUUGGGUCUGUGGUGGCAGGUCGUCCGAGCCCCUCGACACGCUGCCUAUUCCCCUCCGGCCUUUGGUCCUGAGAAACAUCUUCAGUCUUUUUCUCCACUUCUCCUUCAAGUCCACCAAGAGCCAGCUGUCGUCCUUGUUUCGGUACCAGCUUGUCGUAAUGGAGGCUUGUCAGGAGAGCUGCUCCGCCCCCGUGGGUCCCAAUGCCACGCCGGCCCAGGAUCACCACAUUGACCUGACAGAGGACCUCGGCCAACAGCUGGAGGACAUCAUUAGCACCUACCAGGCAGCCCAGAUUCCAGCUGAGCCAGAGGAUGCAGAGGAGGUCACCGCCGCCAAAGAGGCAGACGGCCGCAAGGACCAGAAACUGGAGAAGAAAAUGCUGAAAAAUCUAGGGAAGGAAGCCAUGCUGCUCAUGCAGAGUCUGAACAAACUGGAUUCUCCUGAACAGAAGCUGGAGGCCAUCAUAAAGAAGCACGCUGAGCUGCUGGAGGAGCACCGCAGUGACCAGAAGCAGCUGAAGCUUCUGCAGAAGAAACUUCUCCAGGUGCUGAAGGAGAAGGACCAGCUGCAGGGCGAGCACAGCCGGGCCGUGCUGGCUCGCAGCAAACUGGAAGGGCUCUGCAGGGAGCUGCAGAGACACAACAAGACUCUGAAGGAGGAGACCCUGCAGAGGUGCCGAGAAGACGACCUGAAGAGGAAGGAGAUCACCACGCAUUUCCAGGGAACGCUCAGCGACAUCCAGGCCCAAAUCGAGGAGCACAGCAGCCGCAACACCAAGCUGUGUCAGGAGAACGGCGCUUUGGCGGAGAAGCUGAAGGGACUCAUUUCACAGUACGACCAGCGGGAGGCGAACCUGGAAAAGGUCUUCAAGCACAGAGACCUGAAGGAGAAGCUCCUGGAAACCAAACUGUCACAAGCGAACCUGUUCCUGAAAGAAGCCGAUGAGAAGCACAAGCUGGAGAAGCAUAUGCUGCUCAAACAGGCAGAAGAAUACAAGCUGCAGCUGAAGGCUUUGAAAGCUCAAGAGAGCGAAAUGAGGAACCAGCUCGACAUGUACUCCAGGAAGUUUGACGAGUUCCAGGGCACGGUGUCCAAGAGCACCAGCGUCUACAGCGGCUUCAAACAAGACAUGGACAGAAUGGCAAAGAAAAUGAAGAAGCUGGAGAAAGAAUGCCAGUCGUGGAAAAGUCGCUUCGAUGGUUGCAACAAAAGCCUGGUUGACAUGGUGGCAGAUAAAGCGAUUAAGGAAAAGGAGUUUGAACUUCUCACCAUCAAGAAUCAGAAGCUGGAGAACCUCUGCCGGGCUUUGCAGGGGGAAAGGAAGAGCCUCUUUGAGAAGGUCCAGGGAGGACAAGGAGACACGACUGCCACCGAGCAGGAGGACGGCCCAAAAGUGGAGCCCCCAGUCCAGGAGGCCGCCACCCCUCCCUGUCCCAAAGCAUCGGCGCUCACGACUGCGCUGACAGAGAAACUGGAUCAACUGAAGGCGGAACAGAGCCUCCUGAAGGAGAUCGCCUGCUCCUUCCAGAUUUCCCAUGUUGCCUCUCCUGAGGAAGGCGCUGGCCAAUCACAGGAACUCUCUGUGGGUAACCAGGACCCGGAGGAGGGCCUCCCGGAAGAGGGCCUACCGGAAGAGGGCCUACCGGAGGAGGGCCUCCCGGAAAGUCCAGACCUCCAGGAGGACAAACACCAGGAACAGAAAGAUCUGGAGUCAGUGGAUUAAUGAGAAAUCCCCAGUCAGAAGAAACCGGGUGAAUGUGACCCUUCACAGAAAUAAAAAAUGCAACUAAA
Molecule: messenger RNA, 1934 nt
Organism: Oryzias latipes (Japanese medaka)
Lineage: Eukaryota; Metazoa; Chordata; Actinopteri; Beloniformes; Adrianichthyidae
Gene: txlnbb
Product: taxilin beta b
Molecular function (GO): syntaxin binding
Source: RefSeq, a predicted model, not a curated record